AGUUAUCUUCACCCAACACAGCGAUGUGGGUGUAAUAAUUCGUCCAUCCAUUGCAAUCCGUCACUCCGUUUCGAUCAACCGAUAGCAGGAUGGAGAGUUCGUACGGUGUCGGCGUAAAGAAUCGUUUCGACCUUUUCAUCGACGACGAAAACGAUCCUCUCGACGUGAUGGCGGAAACAGAAAGACGAAAAGAGGAUAGCAAAGACGUGAAGAAGGAGACGAAACCGGUAAAGAAAACAGUCGAGAAGAAAACAGUAGAAAACGUGAAAUCAAGUCCAAAGAGCGAAACAAGUGGAAGAAAAGAAGGUGAUCAAGGAGAGAAGAAAACGGGCAAGGCUGAUCGGGAGCGGCGUGGGCCACCAUCUGGUUCAUCCGAUGAUCGCGAUCGCAAUAGUACAGCACCUCGUUACGCCAACAACAAUAACAACAAUGAACGACGAAAAGUGACGUUCAGUGACUCUUCGAAGUCGUCAAGUACGGAAACGAAGGGCGAAGAUAGAGACCAACCUGGACAGUCGUUUCGUGGACGUGGACGAGGGGGACGAGGAGGACGAGGGAUGGGAAGAGUUAGGAGAGAAUAUGAAGGCAGAAUUAGAAGAGAUUUUGAAGGCAGAGGAAAGAGAGAGUUUGAUAGACGCAGUGGAUCAGACAAGAGUACUUACCGUGGACCAAAUGAGAAACGUGACGGUGGAGGAUCUCAUAAUUGGGGAAGCAUGGCAGAUGAUUCUGGUCAAGAGGCGGAGGUGUUUGAUGAGGUGACAGGAAGCAAACAAGAGAAGACGACUACUGAUUGGGCUGCUUCUGAUGACACAGAGAAAAAGGAAGCAUCUGAGGAGAACGUUGAAGAAACAAAUGAAGGUGGUGAGGAGUCUGCUGCUAAUGAGGAAAAUGCCAAGCAGAUGACUCUUGAUGAGUACAAGGCUGAACAGGAAAAACUAAAGACCAAAGCUCACUUUAAACUACGGAAACCAAGUGAAGGCGAAGACUCAAAGAAGUGGGCAAAGGCUGUUCCUAUUCAAAGAAGUGACGAUUUUGAGACCGAGUAUGCAAAAAUGGACGACGGAGACAAAGGACACAAGUCAGGCAGAGUGAAAGAGACAGUGUCUAAUAUACGUAUUCGUUUCAACGACCCUCCCACAACUCGUGGACGCGGACGUGGACGCGGUGAAAGUGACUCCCGAGGCGGUCGGGGUAGUGGACGAGGUCGUGGUGGCAGUGGCUACUACACUCGUAGACAGAACUCAAGUGAGAAGAGCCAAGCAGACACAACUCCAAAUUUUGAGAAUCAGGAGGAUUUCCCGGCCCUUGGUGGCAACUAAAACUCAACGAAAAAAAGUUGUUAAUAAUGACAUUAGAUUCACAAUGGGCACACGGUUGGGUGCUUUUCAUCUCAUCGGAAUGAACAAGUAGUUUGCUUGUUUGUAUUCGCUGCUGCUGUAAUGAGUAAAGAAGACAGUGAAUAGUGGUCGGUGGGUAGAGCUAUGGGCUUCAAUAGAUGUCGAUUGAAAUGUA
Corticium candelabrum is the source of this 1512-nucleotide messenger RNA. RefSeq names its product SERPINE1 mRNA-binding protein 1-like. Gene Ontology annotation, cellular component: nucleus; cytoplasm. Gene Ontology annotation, molecular function: RNA binding. The transcript has 6 exons. The coding region runs from base 90 to 1319 and encodes 409 amino acids. NCBI's taxonomy places the organism in Eukaryota, Metazoa, Porifera, Homoscleromorpha, Homosclerophorida, Plakinidae. The record is from RefSeq and is a predicted model, not a curated record.